This is a messenger RNA of Camelina sativa (false flax), 4499 nucleotides long. RefSeq names its product receptor-like protein 36. NCBI's taxonomy places the organism in Eukaryota, Viridiplantae, Streptophyta, Magnoliopsida, Brassicales, Brassicaceae. The record is from RefSeq and is a predicted model, not a curated record. Gene Ontology annotation, molecular function: protein binding.
GUUUGUACCUAGUACAUAAUUAAAAGGAAAUAAAAAUUAUUAGGGGCUUUUGGUCUUUUUAUUUAAAUAUUGAGUCAUUCUAGUUUUGGUAUAUGUUUGGGUGUUAAUUAAUCUAGCUAUUACACCUCAUAUUUGAUAUUUGUGUCAAACUAUGUAAUUUUCAGUAAAUUUAAAUGUCUUGAAGAAUUGAAGAAAUAAAGAUAAAUAGUUGAAUAUGAAUUCAGCUUUCGGUGUUCUCCCUUUCUCCAAAAUGACUCUUGAGUUUUAUUUUCAUCAUUCUUUUUAGCCACAAAAAUGAGACAUUUAUUUUGAUUUUUCUUGUAAUUAUAUUGGAUUCAAAAUGGGAUGGACUUGAUAGAUAACAUCAUAGAUGAAUUUUUGACUGUUCUUGAUAUCCAAAUUAACUUCUUAAUUUAGUGGGCUAAUAAGUUCAACUUUGAAUGAUGAAGACGCUACUUUACCAUUGAUUCAAUUUGAUUGUGUUAUGCCUCUUCUUAGAUUAUCUUACUGUUUCCAAUAAUCACAUCACAAAAUUAACUUUCACAAGAUUACAAGACUUACAAAUCUUCACGAAUAAACUGUAAACCCAUUUCUCACGGCAUCUCAUUGCCUCUUAUGGAGUCUUGGACUGGCAAGUUUGUGCCUUAUAUAUUCUAUCAUUUACUUUGACAGCUUCCUUUAUUUUUCUUUUUGUCUACGGUGAAAUAUUAUCGGCUACAAUGUUAUUUUUUCAUAGAAGACUUGCUAAUAAAGAAGAUAAACGUUGACGAGUGACUUUGUCGUGUCUUCUUCACAUGACCCAUUUCUCACGGCGUUACUUUGAAAUUUAAUAGAAGUGGUUGUGGACUCGUCGAACCACUGACACAGAAAGGAUUUACAGUUCUUUGCUCUAACCAGCUGAGCUACUUGUGAACCACUUUGUUCUCAACCGCUCAACCGUCUGCUCCUCUCGUGCGUGUAGGAAUAAUCAAAAGAGGAGACAACAUGCCUAUUAUUAAGGUAGAAAGCAAGAAACCCAUCCAGCUAGGAGGAAAGCACAUCAAAAUCCAGAGACACACUUUCUAUAGCAUUAACAAACCGAACCCGGACUCAAAUGCUCACCUGUAGGCAUCAUUAAUGAUGUUAUAGAUGAGUUGACGACAUUGACCACAAAUAUUCAAAACAUUGAUGCCUAUGAAUUGAAAUCAUAUUACUCAAAUAACGUUUUUAUUCAAAUCAUUAAUGAUGUAAAAAGUUUUUAUUUUAUAUUUUAUUCAAAAAAAAAAGAAAGAAAAGAAAUCAAUUAGGGGAAUUGCAUUCUAUAACCCAAAAAAAAAUUAUAAUUAACUGAAUAACUAUACUAACCAUGAAUAGAUGAUAUAGUGCAUAUUUUAUAUAAUAAUUACAACAUUAACCCUAUAUUAUUAUCCUCCACCACCACCUCUUGCCACCAUCUCUGGCUACCACCGCCGGCCACACCUCCGGCCACCUUCCAGCCACCUUCUGGCCACACCUCCGGCCACCUUCCGGCCACCUUCCGGCCAUCACCGCCGGUCGGCCAUCUCUGGCCACACCUCCGACCACCUUCCGGCCACUACCUCCGGCGGUCACCAUCUCCGGCCACCUUCCUCCACCACCUCUAGCCAGCCUCCACCACCACUUCCACCAAAGUGACAACACCUCCAUUGGUAAUUUUCAUUACCCCUUGUGUCAUUCACUUAAUAUUUUGAAUUAGUAUGCUAUAUCCUUAAAUAUAUUUUCAAUUUCGGCUACCUACCUAAUUCACCCAUCAUAUUACUCCCUUUUUGUUUAUAAGUUUUAUCAAAAACAAACAUUCUAUUAAUUUUCCUACUUUAGUUUAAAGGAAGACUAGCCAAGUCAAGCCCUUCACAGUGAAUGUUUUGAUAUAAAGUAAGCAAGAGAUGUCUAUCACAUACCAAUUUAACAAACAAACUGUCUUUGUUUACAGAAAAAUAAAAAAAUUAUGAUUCGAAGCCAAUCUUAUUGCUUUCUUUGUAUUAUUAUGACCAUCUACUUCUUAAUUUUCCUUCACCCCUUACUAAACACCUUUGCUUCGCCCACACAGUCCUUGUGCCGCAGCGACCAACGAGAUGCUCUUUUGGAGCUAAGAAAAGAGUUCCCAAAGUAUUACGGGGACUACGGUCUAACAUUUCCGUGGAACAAGAGCGUUGACUGCUGUUCUUGGGAUGGUGUCAUGUGCGAUGCUAUAUUGGGAGAGUGUCGUCUCCACGGGAAGAUUCCUUCUUCAAUUGGAAAUCUUUCUCAUCUCACAUCUCUUGAUCUUUCUCAGAACCAAUUAGUAGGUGAAGUUCCGGACUCAAUCGGUAACCUAAACAACCUAGAUUACGUUAAUCUUGGAGAAAAUUAUCUUAGAGGUAAUAUUCUUACUUUAUUUGGCAACUUUACGGAGCUUUAUGAAUUAAACCUCCGUGAAAAUCAAUUCACUGGUGGGAUUAGCGUAUUAGCCAAUUUAACCUUCUUGUCCGAAAUAGACAUCUCCCUUAAUCACUUCAAAUCCUCGUUUCCCUCUUAUGACCGCCACUUCCACCUGUGUAAAUUUUCGGGAUAUGGAAACUCCUUCUCCGGACCGUUUCCAACAUCCUUGUUCAUGCAACCUUUCUUAGACGAGAUUGAUUUAAGCGGAAACCAAUUCGAGGGAUCAAUUGAUUUUGAGAAUACGUCGUCCUCGACUAUGCUUAGAGUGUUACAUUUCGGCUACAACAAUUUGGAUGGACUAAUCCCAGAAUCUAUAUCGAAAUUAGUCAAUCUCGAAGGUCUAGUUCUUAGCCACAACAAUUUCCGAGGAGAAAUCCCUAGAUCAAUAUCAAAAUUAGGCAAUCUCUUUUCUUUAGAUCUUAGCCACAACAAUUUAGGAGGGCAAGUCCCUAAAUCUAUAUCAAAGUUAGGCAAUCUCUUCUCUUUAGAUCUGAGCCAUAACAAUUUCGGAGGACGAGUCCCUAGAUCUAUGUCAAAAUUAGUCAACCUCACUUUGAUUGAUCUUUCCCACAAUAAAUUGGAAGGUCAAGUACCUCAGUUUUUUUGGAGAUUUCUGGCUUUUCGGUCAAUAAAGCUUUCUCAUAACUCGUUCACUAGCUUCGAGAAUCCAGUGGAAGUUAUCAAUGGAGCAUCAAUGGAAGAGUUGGAUUUUGGUUCAAAUUCACUCCAAGGACUAAUUCCCCAAUGGAUUUGCAACUUCACAGAUUUAUAUUUAUUAGAUUUGUCCAACAACCAUUUCACUGGCUCCAUUCCUCAAUGUUUGAAGAAUUUUCAUCUCAGUGGGUUAAAUCUGAGAAACAACAGUCUAAGUGGAUUUCUUCCAGAGUUAUGCAUGGAUAGCGUUAAUUUAAGAUCACUUGAUGUCAGCUACAACAAUUUGGUGGGGAAACUUCCAAAAUCUUUAAUCCAUUGCGAGUUGAUGGAGUUUCUUAAUGUGCAAGAAAACAAGAUCAAGGACACGUUUCCAUUUUGGUUGGGAUCUCUGCAAUACUUAACGGUUCUUGUGCUCCGAUCAAAUGCAUUCUAUGGUCCUGUCUAUAACUCCUCUGCCUAUUUAGGGUUUCCAAGUAUGAGGAUCAUUGACAUAUCCGAUAACAACUUCGUUGGAUCGUUACCACAAGACUAUUUUGCCAAUUGGACUGAAAUGUCAAAAGUUUUUGAGAGUAAUGAAGACAUACCAGAGAUGAACUACAUGAGCUUUAAUGCUUCCACCAUGUAUGAUUCCAUUGAUUUGGUGUACAAAGGAGUAGACACAGAUUUUGUUCGGAUCUUUAAAGCCCUGAGAGUCAUUGAUUUUUCUGGAAACCAAUUUUGCGGAUAUAUCCCUAGACCCAUUGGUCUAUUGAGCGAAUUACGUCUUCUCAACUUGUCCGGCAAUGGAUUCACAGGCAACAUCCCACCAACCUUGGAAAAUAUUACAAAGCUCGAGACAUUGGACCUAUCGCGGAAUAACUUGUCAGGUGAAAUUCCUCAAGGUCUCGGGAAGCUCUCGUUUCUGUCCGUAAUCAACUUCUCCUACAAUCAUCUUGAAGGACUGGUGCCACAGAGUACACAGUUUGGAAGUCAAAAUUGUUCUUCAUUUGUGGGUAAUUCGGGACUAUAUGGCCUCGAGAAUAUUUGUGGAGUAAGCCAUCAAACCGAUGAUGAAUCCUCGUCUGAACCAGAAGAACCAGUGCUUAAUUGGAUAGCAGCCAUGAUAGCAGUUGGACCUGGUGUGUUUUGUGGAUUAGUGAUUGGACAUAUCUUCACUUCAUACAAACACGAGUGGUUUAUAGCUCGUUAAACCUAUCUCUCUCGCAGUUUUCGUCAAGUUUGUACUCCCGUUUGUAAUUCAUUAGGUUUUUAUUCUCUUGUAAUUUGUUCGUUUCGUGGUUUUCUUUUAAACAAAUGUCAAUGUUAUAAGCUGUAAUGUUCUCACCAUUUUGUGUAAUAUGAUCCAUGUUUGUAUAUGUAUCUUUGUUAUAAAUAUUUAACAAAGUGUCUUGAAAAUCAUAUUUAAAAUU